Molecule: messenger RNA, 3264 nt
Organism: Penicillium oxalicum
Lineage: Eukaryota; Fungi; Ascomycota; Eurotiomycetes; Eurotiales; Aspergillaceae
Product: glycoside hydrolase family 47 protein
Exons: 5
Coding region: 1-3264 (1087 amino acids)
Biological process (GO): carbohydrate metabolic process; endoplasmic reticulum mannose trimming; mannose trimming involved in glycoprotein ERAD pathway
Cellular component (GO): membrane; endoplasmic reticulum
Molecular function (GO): calcium ion binding; mannosyl-oligosaccharide 1,2-alpha-mannosidase activity
Source: RefSeq, a predicted model, not a curated record
AUGCGCACGCGAUGUUGGAGCUUACACAUGUUCCACCCCCGUCGAGCGUGGAUCAUGCUGGUCUACGCGAUUAUCUUGUCGCUUUGGCUGACGGUGGCGCAUGGUAUGCGUGAUCAACAGAUCAAGGAGUUGAGGCAAGAAACUGAGCGCAUGUUCUAUCAUGGAUAUGAGAAUUAUCUCGAGCAUGCUUUCCCCGAAGACGAAUUACGACCGUUGACCUGCGGCCCUUUGACGCGCGAUAACAAGAAUGCCGAACAUAACGAUGUCCUGGGGAAUUAUACGUUGACCCUGAUCGACAGCCUGUCGACGCUGGCUAUUCUCUCCUCUAGCCCCGAGGGCGGCGAUCGGGCAUUGCGGAGCUUUCAGGAUGGGAUAAAGGAGUUUGUGAGAUUAUAUGGAGAUGGCUCGAGUGGUCCUGCAGGUCAGGGCGAGCGAGCCAGAGGAUUCGACAUCGAUAGCAAGGUGCAGGUCUUUGAAACGGUCAUCCGUGGUUUGGGCGGGCUGCUCAGUUCCCAUCUUUUUGCGAUUGGCGAGUUGCCCAUUACUGGAUACAAUCCGCCAGAACCAGAGGCGGCAUACGCAAGUGCUUGGGAUAAGGGAGAGUUCUCUGAGAAUGACCAUGGCAUUGUCUGGGACAAUGAUUUUGUCUAUGACGGCCAAUUUCUUCGACUGGCUGUCGACCUGACGCAUCGUCUCUUACCUGCAUUUUAUUCGGGGACGGGACUCCCCUACCCACGAGUCAACCUGCGACAUGGGAUCCCCUUCUAUGGCAACUCGCCGUUGAACACCAAGAGCAGCGCCGACAAGGACCAGAAGCCCAAAUAUGCGUACAUCAAGGCCGAGGAGGACAUCACGGAAACGUGUAGUGCUGGCGCAGGUAGCCUGGUCCUGGAGUUCACUGUGCUGAGCAGAUUGACCGGAGACGGUCGGUAUGAGGAGCUGGCCAAGCGGGCCUUUUGGGCCGUCUGGUCGUAUCGCAGCGAAAUUGGCCUCAUUGGAUUCGGAAUUGAUGCAGAGUCGGGUAAAUGGGUUGGACCAUACUCGGGGAUUGGCGCCGGCAUUGAUAGCUUUUUCGAGUAUGCCUUCAAAUCCCACGUUCUCCUGUCGCAGGGAGAACGGCCGCCAUUUGAUCGAAGCAACCCUUGGUCCAUUCUGGAUGACUAUUACCUGCCAUUGACCGAAGAACAGCAUUCUGCCGACGCCUUUCUCCAGGUCUGGGAGGACUCGCAUAACGCGAUCAAUCGCCAUCUCUAUCGUGGUGAGGGGUACCAACACCCGCAUCUAGUAGUUGGUGAUGUGACAACCGGGGCGACACGAGCCUUUUGGAUUGAUAGCUUGAGUGCCUACUAUCCGGGCCUGUUGGCCUUGGAUGGCAAGAUUGAUGAGGCGAUCCAAAUUCAUCUCCUGACUACGGCCGUGUGGACACGGUACUCGGCUCUCCCUGAGCGUUGGAACGUAGCCACUGGUGAUAUCGAAGGCGGCUUAGGCUGGUAUGGCGGUCGACCUGAAUUCAUCGAGUCUACAUACUACAUCUACCAGGCGACUGAAGACCCGUGGUACCUGCAUGUCGGUGAAAUGGUCCUGCGUGACCUUAAGCGGCGAUGCUGGACCCAAUGCGGCUGGGCGGGUCUGAGAGAUGUCAAAACUGGCGAGAUGAUCGAUCGCAUGGAAAGCUUCUUCCUGGGUGAGACUGCCAAGUACAUGUUUCUGCUUUUCACGCCCGAUCACCCCCUCAACAAACUUGAUGCGCCCUGGGUCUUCACCACCGAGGGUCACCCUCUCGUCAUCCCCAAGAGAGCCUCGUCCGGGUCACGGCGUCGACCAAACGGACACCUCGGCCACGAGCGCCAGGCCGUAAUUGCCACGGAUAAAGAUUCCAACACAUGUCAGGCGCCGCCACUCUCGUCAACGUUCGGCGUGUCGUUCACUGCCUCACGCUCGGAUCUCUUUCAUGCCGCUAGCUUGGCACGAUUACACCUUCGGCCUCGUCGCGGAGCAGGCGAGGGUCCCAUCCUGCAGGAUUCGCCGAAUCAGCCAGGUGUCUCACGCGCCCAUGGCGAUCCGUCCGACGAUGGAUAUCUCUUUCCCGUCUCUGCCCGGGGUGUCAACCUCGGCGCCAACGCUCUAGAGCGCGUCCGGGACGGUGUCUUUGUGAAAUCCAUCGGUGGCCUUCGACUUAGCAUGGUCCAGGAUGUUCCUCUCACUGGAGCCGGAGGAGCAUCUGAUGUUGAAGCCGGAUACCGCGUGCAAGUAAUCAACAACGUACCCCUGGGCAAGGAUGAGAAGGUAUACAUCUCACGUCAGAUCACAUUUGAUGUCGUUGAUCCGUACGAUCCGAACUUCACCCGGGUUCGCGACAGCGCCAUGCUUGACCUCGUCAUUGACGUUCUUGCAGACUCCUCUCGCCGUCGCAAUGGCUCAACUGCUUCAGGAUCUAGCCAACCUCCAGCAAAACAAUCAGCCACGCCAGCAGCACACGACCGUAUUCCACGGAGUCGAGCUGCCGUCAACCCAAGUGAAAGUGGAGCCCUUCACGCUGCAGACUCACCCAUGAAGACGAUCCUGUCAAGCCUGUUGAAUACGGUUUCGUCGUUGAUCAGAGACGAGACGGACGAUGUGGCUCCACUCAGACUCAGUCUUCCGGCGACCAUUCCCACGGGGAUCGGCGCGGCACCGCUGCCCGAGGUUGAAGACGCAAUGACCAUCUCGCACCGCGGCAACCCGUCAACUGCCCGAUUGACAUGGUCGAAUAUAUACUUCGCCGGGGAAUUAUGUACAGAGCGUAUUCUUCGCGACAUUGCACAAACACAUGAAGUAUUGGUGAUCAAGCGCGGAGGUUGCACUUUUUCUCAGAAAUUACGCAACAUCGCCGCAUUUCGCCCCGGUCGAUCGUCUCUGAAACUGGUGGUCAUUGUUUCGUACGACGAGCCGGAAUCUACCACCACACAUCCGUCUCACGUCAAACCGGCCGAGCCCAGCCUUACAGAGGCAGAGGCAGACUCAAAUUCAGACUCCGAGUCGCGCGUCCUCCCAUCCGUCCCUCUUGCAGCGCAACGUGCCGAAAGCGCCCUGAUCCGUCCCCAUCUGGAUGAGGCCCAGAUGACGGCCAGUGGUAUCCCCCGCAGUCAUCUUCUGAGUAUGGUGAUGGUCGGCGGUGGCGAGGAGACGUAUGCGCUGCUGCAGGUGGCAUCGGGGGUGGGCAUCAGGAGGCGGUAUAGCAUGCGUUCACGGGGUGUGCCCAUCACGAAUGUGCAGAUCAUUUGA